Messenger RNA from Racocetra persica, 352 nucleotides. Lineage: Eukaryota; Fungi; Glomeromycota; Glomeromycetes; Diversisporales; Gigasporaceae. The record is from the annotation of a GenBank genome assembly.
UCUAACAAAGAAACCCCAAAAUAAGAAAAAGAAACAAAGGGUACUUGAUGAAUUGGGUAAUUCACGUGAAGAAAAGAAAGCCGAUCCAGCCGACCCAUCAAAUGGUUACGAUGAAGGAUCAAAACCGCAUGAAGCAAGUGGCAAUGAUGAAGGAUCAAAACCUUGUAAAAAAAAUAAGGCCGACCUAUCAAGCAAUAAUAAAGAAAACAAGGCCGAUCCUUCAGCGUUACUACUUUCAUCACACGGUUUUGAUUCUUUAUUGUUGCCACUUGCUUCAUGUGGUUUUGAUCCUUCAUCGUUACCACUUCAUUACGCGGUUUUGAUUCUUCAUCGUUGCCACUUGCUUCAUGCG